This is a messenger RNA of Penicillium brevicompactum, 1284 nucleotides long. RefSeq lists its product as uncharacterized. Bases 1 to 1284 code for a protein of 427 amino acids. Gene Ontology annotation, cellular component: cytoplasm. The transcript has 2 exons. Gene Ontology annotation, molecular function: ubiquitin protein ligase activity. The record is from RefSeq and is a predicted model, not a curated record. NCBI's taxonomy places the organism in Eukaryota, Fungi, Ascomycota, Eurotiomycetes, Eurotiales, Aspergillaceae. Gene Ontology annotation, biological process: ubiquitin-dependent protein catabolic process.
AUGUCCCCGACGUCAACAACAGCCUCUAGCAGUGCUGCGACAACCACGGCUGGAAGCGGCGGAGAGGGAUCGGGGUCGAAUAAUGCCACAAGCUCGCCGUUGUUAUUCUUUGUUGCUCUGGGAUUCGGCGUGGUGUUUACCAACCUUUGGAUCAUAGUGGGCGUGAAAUACUGUUUCCGCUACAAUCAACGAAAUCGCCAGCUUCGGGGCGAAGAAAGCGGAGAUCCGAUCGACCUGGCGACGAUGCCGCGGACCCCUCGAAGGCGGAGGGAGAAGAAACUCAUGACCAUGGAUGAAGUAAACGGGCGGUUCCCACUUGUCAAAUACAAAGUGUGGAGGUCAUCUCGCGCCAACCAAGGCCUUUCCACCGAGGGAGGCAUCACCGCGCCCAACAGCAGGCCGCAGAGCCUCAAGGAGGAGAGGGAUGUCGUCACCACGGUGGUGAAUGUUUCUACGGCUGCAGAACCACAUCCUACCAAAGGGCACGAUCAAAUGCAUUCAUCCGUGGCCCCAAUAUCGCCCCGAGGCUCCCAUUUGGACUUGCCGGAGCAAAGCGUCUCUCCAGAGCCAGGGACCACCUCAAAAUCAGACGACCCUCGCGCAAGUAUCCAAGAAAAAUGGCAACAGUCCGAAAACAAGGAUAUCGAUCUUGAAGAUGGAGAGGAGCACAUCCGCAACGCGGUUCCCGCCGAUCUCUUGCCCAACCCUGGGGAUUCGUGUGCCAUCUGCCUCGAUGUCAUCGAGGACGAUGAUGAUGUCCGUGGAUUGACAUGCGGGCACGCCUUCCAUGCCUCGUGUGUCGACCCAUGGCUAACGAGCAGACGAGCGUGCUGUCCUUUGUGCAAGGCCGAUUACUAUGUCCCCAAACCUCGUGCGCAGACUGAAGCACAGUUAGCUGACCGUCGCGCCCGCCGGAUUGCAUCAAGCCCUGUAGAUGCAAUCCUCCGGCCGUCCCGCGUCGCCCACCACGGCAGUCGAGCCAAUGGAUUCCGAGUCCAUAUGAUUUUGCCCGGCAGGGCAUCUCAGUCACAUCCCAACGACCUGAAUGAAGGAGACACCUCUCUCGACCAAGAUCAGCAUCUGCGCAGGCGUGAUGAGACUUGGAUCCCCGGUCAUGCUGCCAGUCAAGAUCGAUCUAGUUGGUCCAGAUUUAUUCCAAAUCGACUUCGCCGGCCCUUCUCCCUUCCUGCAAGAGGUCCUCGUUCGCCGGCUGCUGAAGUUCCUACAAAUCCCCCCACUUCAGAACAGCGCACACCCCGUCAAGUGGAGGCUGGAACCUUGUGA